CGCGUUUAGUUUUUCCACCUACUAAGAAUGGGGAACGUCAUCAAAGAGCGCGGCAAAUUAUUGUGGUGAUAGCUGGUUAAGCUUCUCGUUGUUGAAGUGUAGGUGGAAACAAGAAUGUCGAGUGAUUUUUAUCUCCGUUAUUACGUUGGCCAUAAGGGAAAGUUUGGUCAUGAAUUUUUGGAGUUUGAGUUUAGGCCUGAUGGUAAACUGCGUUAUGCCAACAACAGCAAUUACAAAAAUGAUGUUAUGAUCAGGAAAGAGGCGUAUGUUCAUAAGAGUGUGAUGGAGGAACUGAAAAGAAUAAUUGAUGACAGUGAAAUCACAAAAGAAGAUGAUGCUUUGUGGCCUGCACCUGAUAGAGUUGGGCGACAGUAUUUGGAGGUUGCAGCUGUCCUUGGUAAUGAGCAUUUGUGUUUUGGCAUGAGUAGAUCUUCCAGUUUGUGUGAUGUUAGUCAGAAAUUGGACCCAGAAGGCCUGCGUGUAUUCUACUACCUUGUUCAGGAUCUUAAAUGUUUAGUCUUUAGCCUCAUCGGGUUGCACUUCAAGAUCAAGCCAAUUUAGAGUUUGUUUUGUUCUGUUGUCAAGUCUUGCCUGUGACGAGUUUUUGGAAUCGAUUGUGGGUGAAUGCAAGGGCCAAAAUUUGUGGCUCUGUUAUCAAAUGAUUACUGAACAGGAACAACAUUGUUUGAUAAAAGGGCCCAGUGACUGUGCUGUUUUUGUUUUUUUUUUAUUAAAUCUGUUUGUAGUAAUAAGUCAGAUAUUGUUUUAUAAUAAAAUAUUCAUGAAAUACAA
Molecule: messenger RNA, 792 nt
Organism: Protopterus annectens (West African lungfish)
Lineage: Eukaryota; Metazoa; Chordata; Ceratodontiformes; Protopteridae
Gene: MAGOH
Product: mago homolog, exon junction complex subunit
Exons: 7
Coding region: 115-561 (148 amino acids)
Biological process (GO): RNA splicing
Cellular component (GO): exon-exon junction complex; nucleus; catalytic step 2 spliceosome
Source: RefSeq, a predicted model, not a curated record